AGUCAUAGUUCAGGGAAGGGGCCCUGAAAUAGCUGGCUCUGAAAGAAGGAAAUGCCGGUUAUUGCGAUUAUGUUCUUAGAUGGGUAGAAUUUCGCAUUCGAUUAAGGGAUAGUUUUGGGUUUCUUCAAGCUAAAGAAACUAGAGCCUAUAAAAGCUGAUUUAAAAGACCUCUUCUCUAGACUUGAUGAAACGCUGUAAUUGCCAUCUUUGGCUAACACUGAGGAGUUCAGGAAUGCCAAGCAAGUGUUUCCAGAAAUGUCAAACCUGCUGUUUUAAAAUAUGUCAUUCCAGGGCACAGUUAAAUAUACAACUUGCUCCGAAGAGGUGGGAGAAGUGGGCCGGUGAGCUGUGAAAUGAAAUCUGCCUAAUGAGGGUCGAGGCCAGCACACACAGGGACCUAUUUGCAGUAAAACAACGUGGGGUGACGCCUAAGAAAUAGACAACAUUAACACAAAGGGAGCCUACUACGUAGCACAUUUCCGCUAGACAUAAAAGAGACACCUUUCCAGGCAGCAACUCUAAAAAUGAAUGCACCGCCUAGUGAGGUGCGAGCCUUCCUCCCCACGAGGCGUCCCGCACAACCGCACGCGGACAGCGGGGCUCCAGCGGAGGCGGGGCGGAUGCGGAGACAAGGCGCCUAGGAGACUGGGCUAAGGCUUUGACUGUCCGAACGAAGAUUCUUUCGAACCUAUUGAUUUUUUCUAGUCUUAUGAUUCUUUCGAACCUUUUGAUUCUUUCCAUUCUCGGUUCUAAGCAUUAAAGCGCAGCUGAGAAAGGCAGCAACAAAGAUGGGAAGGGAACUAGCAGGAGUUCUCAGAGAAAAAUGGGUGAUAAUUUAGGGGAGAAGCCAUAAAGAAGAGACUAAGCGAGAAGCGGAGCACACGCAGAAGACGUGUGAGGAGGAGAAGAGAAGAAGAACCUUGGCGAAGGAAGAGAGUGACCAAACUCGUCCCGGACGGGAGGAGGGCAGGCCCGCCCAGAAGGAAUCGGCUGCUUUAAGGGAAGCCCCGCCCCCUGGUGGUGACGCUCCAGCAGGCCCGUCCGCGAUUGGCUGCGGCCAGAGGGCGGGAUGGGGUUGCUAGGCGAGGAGGGGAUCCGGCGGGCCCCCGCCGCCCGGAGCGCUGAGCCGCGGGAGCGGAGCCGGGGUUAGCGGCGCUGCUGGAAGAUGGCGAGCGGCGGGGACGAGCGGCCGCCCUGGCGGCUAGGGCGGCUCCUGUUGCUCAUGUGCCUGCUGCUGCUGGGGAGCUCGGCCCGGGCGGCUCACAUCAAGAAGGCGGAGGCGACUACGACAACUACGAGCGCGGGCGCCGAGGCGGCCGAGGGCCAGUUCGACCGCUACUACCACGAAGAGGAGUUGGACUUGGCGCUGAGGGAGGCGGCGGCCGCGGGCCUCCCCGGCCUGGCCCGCCUCUUUAGCAUCGGCCGCUCGGUGGAAGGCCGGCCGCUGUGGGUGCUUCGCCUCACCGCCGGCCUGGGGUCGCUAAUCCCUGAGGGCGACGCGGGGCCUGACGCUGCCGGGCCCGACGCUGCGGGGCCGCUGCUGCCCGGCCGGCCCCAGGUGAAGCUGGUGGGCAACAUGCACGGCGACGAGACCGUGUCGCGCCAGGUGUUGAUCUACUUGGCCCGCGAGCUGGCGGCCGGCUACCGCCGCGGGGACCCGCGCCUGGUCCGCCUGCUCAACACCACCGACGUGUACCUGCUGCCCAGCCUCAACCCCGAUGGCUUCGAGCGCGCCCGCGAGGGCGACUGUGGCUUCGGCGACGGCGGCCCGUCCGGGGCCAGCGGCCGCGACAAUAGUCGCGGCCGCGACCUCAACCGCAGCUUUCCCGACCAGUUUAGCACCGGCGAACCCCCCGCCCUGGACGAGGUGCCCGAGGUGCGCGCCCUCAUCGAGUGGAUCCGCAGGAACAAGUUUGUGCUUUCUGGAAAUCUGCAUGGUGGCUCAGUGGUAGCAAGCUAUCCUUUUGAUGAUUCUCCAGAACAUAAGGCCACUGGAAUCUAUAGCAAAACCUCAGAUGAUGAAGUAUUUAAAUACUUGGCAAAAGCUUAUGCUUCAAACCACCCCAUAAUGAAAACUGGUGAGCCUCAUUGUCCAGGAGAUGAAGACGAGACUUUCAAAGAUGGAAUCACAAACGGCGCACAUUGGUAUGAUGUGGAAGGUGGUAUGCAAGAUUACAAUUAUGUGUGGGCCAACUGUUUUGAGAUCACAUUAGAACUGUCUUGUUGCAAGUACCCACCUGCUUCACAGCUUCGACAGGAAUGGGAGAACAAUCGUGAGUCUUUGAUCACAUUGAUUGAAAAGGUUCACAUUGGAGUGAAAGGAUUUGUUAAAGAUUCCAUAACAGGAUCUGGGUUAGAGAAUGCAACCAUCUCAGUGGCUGGUAUUAAUCAUAAUAUCACAACAGGCAGAUUUGGUGAUUUCUACCGAUUACUUGUUCCUGGAACUUACAACCUUACAGUAGUUUUAACUGGGUAUAUGCCAUUGACUGUUACUAAUGUAGUGGUGAAAGAAGGACCAGCCACAGAGGUGGAUUUUUCUCUUAGGCCAACUGUAACUUCAGUAAUCCCUGACACGACAGAGGCUGUAGCAACUGCUAGCACAGUUGCUAUACCUAAUAUUCUUUCUGGAACAUCAUCCUCCUACCAGCCAAUUCAGCCAAAGGACUUUCACCACCACCAUUUCCCUGAUAUGGAAAUCUUCUUGAGAAGGUUUGCCAAUGAAUAUCCUAACAUUACCCGGCUUUAUUCAUUGGGAAAAUCAGUAGAGUCAAGAGAACUUUAUGUGAUGGAGGUAUCUGAUAAUCCAGGUGUCCAUGAACCAGGUGAACCAGAAUUUAAGUACAUUGGAAAUAUGCAUGGAAAUGAAGUGGUUGGAAGAGAACUGCUGUUGAACCUCAUAGAAUACCUUUGUAAGAACUUUGGAACAGACCCUGAAGUCACAGAUUUGGUUCAUAACACUAGAAUUCACCUUAUGCCAUCCAUGAAUCCUGAUGGGUAUGAAAAGUCCCAGGAAGGAGAUUCAAUAAGUGUAAUUGGCAGAAACAACAGCAACAACUUUGACCUGAACCGAAAUUUCCCAGACCAGUUUGUUCAGAUCACAGAUCCUACGCAACCAGAAACUAUUGCUGUAAUGAGCUGGAUGAAGUCCUAUCCAUUUGUACUUUCAGCAAACCUGCAUGGAGGUUCUUUGGUGGUUAACUACCCUUUUGAUGAUGAUGAACAAGGACUUGCCACAUAUAGUAAAUCACCAGAUGAUGCUGUGUUCCAACAAAUAGCACUUUCUUAUUCCAAGGAAAAUUCCCAGAUGUUUCAAGGUAGACCUUGCAAGAAUAUGUAUCCUAAUGAAUAUUUUCCUCAUGGAAUAACAAAUGGAGCUAGUUGGUAUAAUGUGCCAGGAGGAAUGCAGGACUGGAACUAUUUACAAACAAAUUGCUUUGAAGUGACUAUUGAACUAGGUUGUGUGAAAUAUCCACUUGAGAAAGAGCUGCCAAACUUUUGGGAACAGAAUCGAAGAUCACUAAUCCAGUUUAUGAAACAGGUUCAUCAGGGCGUCAAAGGAUUUGUUCUAGAUGCCACAGAUGGCAGGGGUAUAUUAAAUGCCACCAUUAGUGUUGCUGAGAUUAAUCACCCAGUGACUACUUACAAAACUGGAGAUUACUGGCGUCUCUUGGUUCCAGGAACUUAUAAAAUCACAGCAUCUGCUCGAGGGUAUAAUCCAGUUACCAAGAAUGUGACUGUCAAGAGUGAAGGCGCUAUUCAGGUCAACUUCACACUUGUUCGAUCCUCAACAGAUUCAAACAAUGAAUCAAAGAAAGGAAAAGGGGCUAGCAGCAGCACCAAUGAUGCCAGUGAUCCAACUACUAAAGAGUUUGAAACUUUAAUUAAAGACCUUUCAGCGGAGAAUGGUUUGGAAAGCCUCAUGUUACGCUCCUCCUCAAAUCUGGCUCUGGCUCUUUAUCGAUACCAUUCCUACAAAGACUUAUCAGAGUUUCUGAGAGGACUUGUAAUGAACUAUCCACAUAUUACAAAUCUUACCAAUUUGGGACAGAGCACUGAAUAUCGUCACAUUUGGUCUCUUGAAAUCUCCAAUAAGCCCAAUGUAUCUGAGCCUGAAGAACCAAAGAUUCGUUUUGUUGCUGGUAUCCAUGGAAAUGCGCCAGUUGGAACUGAACUGCUUUUGGCUCUGGCAGAAUUUCUCUGCCUGAACUACAAAAAGAACCCAGCUGUUACCCAAUUGGUUGACAGGACUAGGAUUGUGAUUGUCCCUUCUCUAAAUCCAGAUGGGCGAGAGAGAGCUCAAGAGAAAGACUGUACUUCAAAAAUAGGACAAACAAAUGCUCGUGGCAAAGAUUUGGAUACAGACUUCACAAAUAAUGCCUCCCAACCUGAGACUAAAGCCAUCAUUGAAAAUUUGAUUCAAAAACAGGACUUUAGUCUUUCUGUUGCCUUAGAUGGUGGUUCCAUGCUGGUCACAUAUCCUUAUGACAAGCCAGUACAGACAGUGGAAAAUAAAGAGACUCUGAAGCAUUUGGCAUCUCUUUAUGCAAAUAAUCAUCCAUCCAUGCACAUGGGUCAGCCCAGUUGCCCAAACAAAUCAGAUGAGAAUAUUCCAGGAGGAGUAAUGCGUGGAGCAGAAUGGCAUAGUCACCUGGGCAGCAUGAAGGAUUAUAGUGUCACCUAUGGCCAUUGUCCGGAAAUCACAGUAUACACAAGCUGCUGUUACUUUCCUAGUGCUGCACGACUCCCUUCCUUGUGGGCAGACAAUAAGAGAUCUCUUCUUAGUAUGUUAGUGGAGGUUCACAAGGGAGUUCAUGGAUUUGUUAAAGAUAAGACUGGAAAGCCAAUCUCUAAAGCAGUCAUUGUACUUAAUGAAGGAAUAAAGGUACAAACAAAAGAGGGAGGUUAUUUCCAUGUACUCUUAGCGCCAGGUGUCCAUAACAUUAUUGCCAUCGCUGAUGGGUACCAGCAACAACAUUCACAGGUCUUUGUGCAUCAUGAUGCAGCUAGUUCUGUGGUGAUAGUCUUUGACACAGAUAACCGGAUAUUUGGUUUGCCAAGGGAGCUUGUGGUAACUGUAUCAGGUGCUACUAUGUCGGCAUUGAUCCUAACAGCUUGCAUUAUUUGGUGCAUCUGCUCAAUCAAGUCUAAUAGACACAAGGAUGGCUUUCAUCGGCUCAGGCAGCAUCAUGAUGAGUAUGAAGAUGAAAUUCGCAUGAUGUCUACCGGCUCCAAGAAGUCCCUCCUAAGCCAUGAGUUCCAGGAUGAAACAGACACUGAAGAGGAAACAUUAUAUUCUAGCAAACAUUGAAAAACACAUUUUGCAUAUCUCCCAGCAUAAGUACCAAGCAAAAUUACAGUUCCUCUUGGGAGAACACUGCAUUAAGAAGAGAGACUCUCUUGCUUCUUCAAAGAGCUUUGGGAAAUUAAAUUGCUAAAUUUGUAUUCUCUGUGAAUUUCACUGGCAGUUUUGAACUUCCCUUCCUUAAAGUACUCUAAACCUUUAAAAAAAAAUCUGAUUUAUGCAGCAGAGAUGGGACAGCCACUUUUUCUUUUUAAUUUAAGAUGAGCUAUUUGGAGCUUAUGUAAUAAUGGCAUAAAGCCAACUAGAGGAUGUUGUAUUUUGCACAUCAGGUGUUUACUAGUGGCUUUAGUAUUUUUCUUUGUUUUAAAUGGCCAAAAGAAUCCAGAAACAUUAAGGCAGGGACAGCAGUCAGAAUCGACAUAAAGCUUUAAAAACUCAAGGUUUUUUCAACCUACUGAGGAGUACUUUUCUCUAGUUGUUAAAUAGCUGGAGUUUUUCUUAUUCAGGUUUAAUGGAGGUUGAAUUGAUUUUUAAACACAUAUAACAGUAGGAAAUGAAUAAAUGGGCUUCUGCAUUUGGCUUUCUACCUGUUCCAAGGCUAGAUCGGAACUGGUAGACUACGCUGUAAGCAGGAUUUCACUACCUCUCUUAAGGUUUAGCAAACUUCUAAAUAGCCCAUUUUAAGGGAGAACUUACUAACUUUGUUGUGAAAGGUCUAAAUGCCCACUUGAAUGAAGCUGAGAGAGAGAUCUAGCAAAAGCUAAAACUCAUGUUGUCUAUCUUUGAACUUGGUAAAAACCCACAGGUGCUGCUGCUUAUAUCUGUGAAGCACUAGCUUAUUCUAGGAAUGCCUGAUUCUUUAAUAUUGCCUAAAUCGGAACCUUUUUCUAUGUUGCACACAUGGUUUUCAGAUGACCCAGCCAUCUACAAGAUCUGAAUUCUACUGAAAAUAUCUGGAAAUGUGGAAGAGACCUACUUGCACAUUCUUAACCUGUAUUUGAACACAAAAUAUCUAUACUUCAUGCUCCAGCCCAAGCCUAUACCCUGUAAUAGCAUACUAUUAUUGAAAUCGCUUGAGCGGUCUUGUUCACAUAGGCCUCUGGGAGUGAUUUGGUUCUUUGCCCUAAUGUUUCAUUUGACGGUCUCUUUUUGAUCAACCAAUUUUGCUAAAAGUUCAGUCGAAAGCUUUUAAGUGUAGCUUCCUCCCUUGAAAAAAAAUGUAAACUAUGACUGCUGAGUGAUAAAACACUGUGGUGUGAAAGUGUCAUCUUCACUGCCAAUCAGGCAAAGACCGGAAAGAUUUGCAUUUUAUUAUGUCUGUCUUAUCAUGCAAUGGAAAUGAUGCUUUUUGUAAGUAUGCAUCUUACCAAUGAUGUAACGGUUUAAUACCUUUGAAUGUUUUAAUAACCAAGUUGCUGCUGAACUUAUACUAAAUCAGGGGACCAAAAAACUUGCUCUUAUCUUCUCAAAUUGUAUUCCAUAUCCAUUAAUGUAUCAGUUAUCCCAAAGCCUUCAGGUGGAGGGGUUUACCACCUUCCUAGGUCGUUCAACCAGGUUUUGUGAGGAAUGCAUUCAAAGUGGCUUUAUAAAAGAAGAUUUUGUUUAGCAAGAAUAAUGAGGUCAUGUCAUUUGUUAAUAAGUAUCUGUGAUAAAUCCGUGGUUCAAGGUUAAGCCAUUCUGGUAUUCUGGUAUUAGCAACUGUAAAUUCUGCCACCUCAUACAUGGAACAGAGCUUGUGGGAUGCUAAUAGUUAGUGAAGUAUACAUGAUUUAAUUUCUAAUAAUCUUUAUGUUUUCUUUAAGGAUGGUGGUGUAUUGCUCUUUUUCAGCUUUAUUUUUAAGAGUACAGUCAGGAAACCAACAAGGGGCCUAAGAGUGGCUGCCCCUGCUUGGGACAUUACAGCAAGUGAAACAAAGUUAAUGUGACAAGCUUUGCUUUGUUAUCAUUGGUCUUCACUAGAGGAUACCUUUUACAUGUACUUCUCUCUUGGAUCAAAUAUGUCUUUAACUGUACAUCUCAGUGGCUGGAGGCCAUGCCUUUUAAGCAUGUGUAAAAUUUUUAAAGAAACGAACAUACACAUAGUUAUUUUAGUAAUAUUUCCUGAAAGAAAAACCAAAUUCUGCUAUAAAUCUUGAUCUUCAAUGAACUUUUAAAUAAUGCAUUUAGCUGGAAAACAAGACUUUCCCAGCUUGUGUUACCUAGAAGCGUGAAUGUAUAGGAUACCUGACUACUAAGACUAUAUUCUCAGCCCUGCCCUGUCUUUUAUUUGCGGAUCUAAUCUAAUAUUAGAAUAUAUUAACCACUUAAGGCAUUGAAGCCAUAUGGGAUGGGGAAUGCAUUUCUUCAGUGUUUCUCCGAGAGACUUCCCAUUUCCUUGGAGUUAUGGCGGCAAGUAAGUAUCAUAGUAUCAAGAAAUUUGCCUAAAUCUGAGUUGUGCCUUUCUUUACUCACAAGGCAUGGGCUUUGUCCUGGUGAUCAGUUUGUAAGCCUUCUUCCUUCCCAGCUCCUUAAUAAAAGCAAAGUGAUUGAGUAGGUAAUGUUCAAAGUGUCUGCCUGUGUACAUGUACUUGUAUUGAUUAUGUAGUUCAGUAAGAUGUGCCCAAGUCAUUUCAGAAAGAAAGACCCUUUGGUUUUGAUGCAUUUUGCUGAACACUUGGGUAGUGAGUGGGAUCCUAUCCAGUUGAGGAAUGCUUGCAAUGCUCAUUGAAGGGAUUUUCUUUGGGACUUUGUCAUCUUCCAGGAAGGAAACAUAUUGUAUAUUUGGCCCAGUGUGAUUGAUUGCUUUAUCUUUGGUAACUUUUACUUGAAUGGGAUUUGCUGAAUUAAUGACUAUUGAAUUUAAAACUAAUUAUGAGUUGACAAAUAAAUAAAAGAUAGUGUUUAUGUCUGAGCUUAUUGUGUUUGAGCUAACACCAGGUUACUCAGUAACCAUGACCUGCUCCUCCAUUUCCAUUUAUUCUCAACAUUAAAUAGUUUUAUCUUGUUGUUGCCAGAAAUGCACUUGUGCCAGGUAUUGUCCCUGCUGUAUGAAAAGCUUCUUGGCAAUGAAUUCUGUAAUAGUGCCCUACAUUAUGGUUUUCUGGUGGAAUUGUUUUAACAGUGACAACCCAGGAUUUCCAAUAUAUUUUUGUUUUAUUGUUAUUACCAAAAAUUCCACUAUGAUUGAUGUUCAGUGAUUUUCUAUAGCAACUUUUUUGGUAACUCUUUGGGUUUCUGAUUUGUUUUAGCUAAAAUUUUGGGGAUAUGAUUUGGGUCUUUGAUUAAUGUCAACUGAACUUGGAUUUCUAGUUCAUGAAGAAAUCUCUCCCAAUACCCAUUUAUCCUAUUUUUAGCAAUAAUUCGUUAAUGAUUCCACUUGAUUUUCAGAAUAUUGUCCUGGUUGAUUUUGAUUUGACAGCGUACAUUAUGAAAUUUGAAAGUAGGUUACCAUUUUGAGGCAGUUGGAUAUAAAUUAUGUAAAUAUGUAUGAUUAUGAUUUUUAUAAAUGGCAUAACAUGAGUGUACUAACUACCUUCUAUGCUGGCCAUGCUACAGAUUUUCUGGAGGUAUGACAAUAGUAUUUUUUUAUGCUCAGAUUAAAAAUCAGCUUUUCACCUCUCCAGUUUUUCCAAGUGAUACUCCCAGUUCUAGAGCAAUCUACAGCUGUUUAUAUGAGGUGCCCAACACCCAUUCAUCUCAAGUGCUUCAGUCUUUGGUUUAUUUCAUGCACUGUGCCUUCAAAAUGAAAUUUUUAAAAGGGACUUUAAAUGAAGUUGAAUAGUAGUUUUUAAAAGUCAAUUUGUAAUUUAUGUGAAAUCUAACUGUAAUGAGGUCCUUUCUGUUUUUUAUAUGUAAACAGAUCUACUAAUCCUGUAUAAAAGUUAUUUUACGA
This is a messenger RNA of Pan troglodytes (chimpanzee), 9173 nucleotides long. RefSeq names its product carboxypeptidase D (gene CPD). The transcript is spliced from 21 exons. The record is from RefSeq and is a predicted model, not a curated record. NCBI's taxonomy places the organism in Eukaryota, Metazoa, Chordata, Mammalia, Primates, Hominidae. Gene Ontology annotation, biological process: peptide metabolic process; protein processing. Gene Ontology annotation, molecular function: zinc ion binding; metallocarboxypeptidase activity. Bases 1166 to 5308 code for a protein of 1380 amino acids.